CGCCCACUCACUCUGAACCAUUCAUAACUUUUAUUUGUGUGUGUGUGUGUUCACACGACUCGCUGGUUCUCCCUUGUUUAUUUGCAUUCCGCGUUUUGUGUUUGUCACCCGCCACACGAACGACCCUCUCGGUCCUCGGCAGCCUAUCAGAGCAGCGGUGCUCGGGGGGGAGGCGAGUUUUCCUGCCCUCCUGUUUCUCCUGAGCGGCUCUCAGGGGCGAAGCUGCAGCUACACGAAAACCAGUUUGUGGAGAGAGAGAGAGAGAGAGAGAGAGCGGUUUGUAAGCUGCUGGCUUCUCAGGUGCGUUGCACAUCCGCGUCAUUUCUGCUUACCUGUAAAAACAAGAGGUCACGUGAUCUCGAGGAAAAAGAGGGUGGGAGGAAAAAAAAACCCUUUGCACUUCGGCAGUUCGAGAGAGAGAGAGAGAGAGACUGAGUGAGUCCUCGGAUUUACAGCUCCGGAGUGGUGUAGCGUCUCUCUUGUCUCUCUUUUCUUGGCGCAAAAAAAGGACAUUUUUGUUUCCUGAUCAAAAGGAAUUCAAAGGAUACAAUGAAGAAGUUGCUUUGAGCCCAGGCUCGCGCUACAGUGUUCCUCAACACCGACCCAACUUCAAAGUGCUUCUGCUGUCCUGUUGAAGAGCACCAUCAAAGGGAGGGAGUGAGGAAGAGGAGGAGCACAAAAAUGGAGUGGUGGCGUGUGGCAGCGCUCCUGGUGCUGCUGUGUGUUGGCCGCUCUGACUGCGAUCAGCCCCAUGCCCAGUUUUCCUCCCUAACCACGAUCAGCACAGUAGUCCAGGACCCCCGGACAGGCCGGAUCUACCUGGGCGCCAUCGACGCCAUCCAUCAGCUGGACGCUAAUCUACAGAAGGAGAGUACAGCUCAGACGGGACCCAAAAAAGACAGCCCGAACUGCACUCCCCCCAUCACUGCCCAGUGUGUAGAGGCUGUGGAAACGCACAACGUCAACAAGCUUCUGCUGGUGAAUCCGGCUCAGGGCACGCUGGUUUCGUGUGGCAGUGUCUUUCGCGGCAUCUGCUCCCUGCUCAAUCUGAGUAACGUUGAGCAGCAAGUGUACUACAGUGACACCAAGGGAGAGAAGACGUAUGUGGUCACUCCAGACAAGUCAGUCUCAGUGGUGGGAGUGAUCUCAACCUUUAUCAAGGACAAACCUCCACUGAUAAAUUCGAGUGUUUUCCUAGUAGGUCAAGGCUAUGGCAGUGCAGAUAGUGUGAAGCUGGUCAGCACCCGUCUGUUGCAAGUGUACAAUGACAUGGACAUAUUUGAGAACAUCGUGGAGACCUCCACUGUGCAGGCAGGCCCAUACAUGCAGCGCUACCAGCAUGACUUUCGCUACGCUUUCAAGCACAAAUCCCAUGUCUUCUUUCUGUUCUCGCGAGCAAUGGACGCCAACGAUAACCGUAAGGUCAGCUUUUUGGCUCGCCUCUGCGAUAACGACCAGAAUUACUAUUCCUACAUAGAGCUUCAGCUCAGCUGCAGCAAAGGCAAAGACAAUGUCUACAACAAGGUGCAAGCAGCAUACUUGACCUCUCCAGGGUCGAUUCUCGCCCAAAAUCUUAGCUUGAAUGGCUUGCCAGUAGAUGAUAAAGUGCUGUUUGCUCUGUUCAGCAAACCGGAUGGCCAGGACUCUGCACUCUGCAUGUAUCCUAUGAGCAGCAUCAACCGCAGACUGCAGGAGGCUAUGGAGUCAUGUUAUAGAGGAGAAAAUAUGCCAAGAGUUGUCAUGUCUCCUUACACCACCAAAAAGGAGGAGCUUUGUUCGACCAGGGUAGAGGAGUCCUUGUUAAACAAAUACACGUGUGGAGCCGAGUUCCUGCCGUCUCCAUUGGCCACUACACCCGAAUUCGCUUUGAGUGCCAGCGCCAUCUACAACAGGAAAAGCCUGCUGACAUCUGUGGCUGUGUCUGUGGUAAACAACAACACUGUGGCUUUCGUGGGCACCAACACAGGAGAAGUGCUUAAGAUUCAUCUGACCGAUCAUGCUGACGUGUACGGCAAAUUUCCAGGAGAUAGUAGCGAUGGUCCCGUAAACAAAUCCAUGUUCUUUGAUUCCACCAUGGAUCAUCUGUACAUCACCACUAUGAAGAAGAUCACGAAAGUUCCCGUGCAGGCGUGUGAACAGAAGAAAGACUGUCACUCGUGUGUGAGUCAGAGAGAUCCAUAUUGUGGCUGGUGUGUCCUCGAGGGCCGAUGCACCAGAAAAAAGGAAUGCCGCCAAGGAGAGGAGAAGGACGCAUGGCUGUGGAGCCCCAACCAGAAGUGUGUAGCCAUUCAGAGUUUCGAUCCUCCCAACCUCAGCUGCAAGAAGACCAACCAGGUGAAGAUUAAUGCGUCCCCGCUCCCCAGCAGUUUAAACGGUCAGCUGACCUGUGAAUUUGGUAAUUUUGUAAGCAAUGCUGAAAUGAACAACCGUCAGAUUAUCUGCGCUUUACCGAACCCGGAGAUCAUUCCACAGACACCUGAGACACAAGAUUUCGUCGCAGUACCUGUGAAGAUACUAUUAAAUAAAAACAUUGAGCUUACACACGGUGAAUACCAGUUCUACAACUGUGCAGCUGUUGUGAAGAACGCAGUAAAUACACCUUGCAUAGCGUGUGUGACGAGUCAGUGGGGCUGCCAGUGGAACACACAGGAUCACACGUGCAGUGACAAGGACAAUUCUGAGGAGAACAACAUCAUUAAGCAAAACCAGAGUGACAAGUGUCCUCAGUUUGAGAACCUGGAGCCCAAACUCAUUCCCGUGGGCCACAAAAAGCAAGUCACGUUCGAAGGCAAAAAUUUGGAGAAAUACACGGGGAAAACGUUCCAGAUCGGUACCGAGCUCAUGAAGAACAUGGGUGAAGUGACUACUACAGAGUCAAAGUACAGCUUUGAUGGUUAUGAGUUUGCUUAUGAUAAAACGCCGGAAGUGAACGUGUCAUUCUACGUGAAGGAUAAAGAGACCGAGAAGAGGAUUGACAGCACACUUCAGGUGGUGCUGUACAAUUGUUCAGUGGGCCGUGAGGACUGCAGUCUGUGUAAAAACGCAGACCCGAAAUAUGAGUGUGUAUGGUGCGGCACCACAAACUCCUGCAUUUAUUCUAAGCUUUGUAGAAACGAGCUCCAGGAGUGCCCUGCUCCCACCAUCAACGAUAUCACACCACGGUUCGGACCCAGGAAGGGGAAGAUCUCAGUUACUAUAAGGGGAUCCAAUCUGGGGAUUAAAAAAGAAGACAUCAAGAGAAUCACUGUGGCCGAAGUGCCAUGUGAGCACCAGGCAGACAGAUACACCGUCUCCACUAGUAUUGUGUGUAAGAUCGGACCACUGCCUGAACCUCCAGUGGAUGUGCCGAACCCCAAGAGCCCAGAUGGACCAGUAAAGGUGGAGGUAGAAGGAAAGGCCAUCAGUGUAUCCGCAGUUCACUUCACAUACAGGGACCCCGUGCCUCAGACGGUGAACCCCAUAAAAGGUCCACAAGACGGUGGAACAGUUAUUACCAUCUCAGGUCAACACCUGUUCACAGCUACUAAAGACGACAUAAGCGUGACUAUUGGAAGUGUGCCAUGUGAAGUCAUCGACUUCGGGGACCAAAUCACAUGUAAGACAGGUCCAUAUAAAAGCCUUCAGGUUCCUUCAGGGCCACUCAGCGUCACAGUGAAGUACGGAGAGAGCACCUCAGUCACCGUGACCGACAGCAGAUUCACCUACGACACCAACCCCAAGAUCAUCAGCUACUCCCCUCAAGCAAGCUUCGUAUGCGGAGGCCGCAGAAUCGCAGUGGUGGGAACCAGAUUCGAUUUGGUUCAGAGAGCUGUUAUGAGAGUGCUGCCCUCUGCUGACGAGUUCAACCUGCACCCCAGCAACGCUGAGUUUGUGCAGGAGGUUUUUAGUAAGAAUGACACCGUCCUGGAGUUCUUCUCUCCAGCCGUCAACAGCUCCAUCGAGGAUAUGUCCUUCAGGACAGUCCUCGAGCUCGACAACAUCCAGGUGAACCUGACGGAUUUCGAGUACCACUCCAAUCCCACGUUCGAAGAGCUGACGGACAAACCCAUCAGUGCAGGAAGCAUCAUUAUCGUCAAUGGUCAAGGUCUCUCCAAGGCCAUGACCGCUCAAGAGGCGCAGGCAUUCGUUGGAGACAUUCAGUGCGCAGUGACUGUCCUGCACGAUGAUAAGCUCUUCCUGGAGGCCCCGUCCACGCCUCCUAAAGCACGGUCCAGACGUCAGCGCAGGGACACCAGUUCAGAGACCAUGGACUUAGUGAUUAAGUUUGGCCAUGGAGAGUGGAACGUCGGCACUGUGCGCUAUGAGAAGAAGAGUGAGGUUCCUCUAUACAUCAUAAUCCCGGCAGUGAUUCUCCCCAUGCUGCUGUUCAUUGCCAUCUCAGUGUACUGCUAUAGGAGAAAGAGCCAGCAAGCCGAGAGAGAGUAUGAAAAGGUGAAGCACCAGCUAGAGAGUCUGGAGGAGAGCGUGCGGGAUCGAUGUAAAAAAGAGUUUACAGAUCUGAUGAUUGAGAUGGAAGACCACACCAGUGAUCUAAGCGAGGCCCGAAUUCCUUUCCUGGACUACAAGAACUACACAGACCGGGUCUUUUUCCUUCCCUCUAAAGAUGGCGCUAACGAUGUCAUGAUCACCGGCAAACUGGACAUCCCGGAAAACCGCAGGCCCACCGUGGACCAGGCGCUCAACCAGUUCUCCAAUCUGCUCAACAGCAAGACCUUCCUCAUUAACUUCAUCCGUACUCUGGAGAAGCGGCAAGAGUUCAACGCCAGAAACAAGGUCUACUUCGCCUCGUUGCUGACUGUGGCGCUGCACGGGAAGCUGGAGUACUACACAGACAUCAUGAGGACCCUCCUGCUGGAGCUGAUGGAGGAGCACGUGCACAGCAAAAACCCCAAACUGAUGCUCCGCAGAUCAGAGACUGUAGUUGAGAGGAUGCUGGCUAACUGGAUGUCCAUUUGUCUCUACCAGUUCCUUAAGGACUCAGCUGGGGAGCCACUCUACAAGCUUUUUAAAGCUAUAAAGCACCAGGUAGAAAAAGGGCCGGUGGACGCUAAGCUGAAGAGAGCCAAGUACACUCUGAAUGACACGGGGCUGCUGGGAGAUGACGUGGAGUACUGUGGCCUGACUCUGCAAGUGUUGGUCCACGGCGAGGGUCCUGAUGUAACCCCUGUCAAAGUGCUUAACUGUGACACGAUCUCCCAGGUGAAAGAAAAAAUCAUUGAGCAGGUUUACAGGAACCUUCCCUAUUCCCAGAGACCGACUGUAGAGAGUGUUGCCCUGGAAUGGCGUCCCGGCUCAACAGGGCAGAUUUUGUCUGAUAUGGAUUUAACAUCUCAGAAGGAGGGCAGGUGGAAACGUCUCAACACUCUGGCACACUACAACGUGCGAGACAACGCCACUCUCGUCCUGUCAAGAGUUCUUCACACCCAGCAGUCUUUCGAGCAGAACCAGGACAGCCAUGAAGAAAGAAGUGCUCUCCUGGAAGACGACAAAGUGUUCCACCUGGUGCGGCCUGCAGAUGAGCUGGAUGAAGUGAAGUCCAAGAGAGGCAGCAUGAAGGACAAGGCCCCCAUUAAAACCAUCACUGAAAUCUACCUGACCAGACUGCUGUCCAUGAAGGGCACGUUGCAGCAGUUUGUCGAUGAUUUCUUCCGCAGCGUGUUGUGUUCAGGAGCCGCUGUCCCUCCAGCUGUCAAGUACUUCUUCGACUUCCUAGAUGAGCAAGCACACAAACAUGACAACGUUGACGAGGAAACCAUCCACAUAUGGAAGACCAACAGUUUGCCUCUGAGAUUCUGGGUUAACAUCCUGAAAAACCCUCACUUCACCUUUGACGUGCACGUAACCGAGGUAGUGGAUGCCUCGCUGUCCGUUAUCGCCCAGACCUUCAUGGAUGCCUGCACUAAGACCGAGCACAAGCUGACCCCCGAAUCUCCAAGCAAUAAACUUCUCUAUGCAAAAGAGAUUCCUACAUAUAAGAAGAUGGUCGAAGAAUAUUACCGAGGCAUCCGUCAGAUGGUGCCAGUAAGCGACCAAGACAUGAACACACACCUGGCUGAGAUCUCACGGUCCCACACAGACAAACUGAACACCCAGGUUGCCCUGCACCAGCUGUAUCAGUACGCCAGCAAGUACUACGACGGAAUUAUCUCAUCACUAGAGGACGACCCCGCAGCUCAGAGCAAGCAGCUGACCCUUAGACUUCAGCAGAUUGCAGCCGCGCUGGAGAACAAAGUCACUGAUCUUUAGUGGCGAGUCUCUGCUGCCAGGCUAAAGUAGACCCUCGCCAACAAACCUCACCGGGUCUGCAGGAUGAAAAGAACCUGUUUGAAAGAAAGGAUACAGAGGACUUGGGCAGCCUUUCACAUUAUCCUCACUAGCUUGUUUCUUUUCUUCUGUACGCGUCAGGAUCAGUCCACUGAGUGAGCUGGGAGAUGCUGUUAAAAAAAUAAUAAUAAAAAAGACUGAGUAUGGCUGCCUCUUUACGGUACGGAUGCGUCACAGCUCUUCCCUGACCACUAUGAUAAUUAGUGUCCGUUUUUUGUUUUUUUUUCUUGCAGUUUCGAUAAUAAUCAGAUUAUGUGCAGAUAAAAAGUAAAGUAAUAGUAUUAUAUGUAUAUAUUUUUACACAAAAUGGAUUUAUUAUUGUCAUUUCGGUUCCAUAGCCACUACGUUUCCAGCUUGUGCUAAGGUCAUCAAGGUCACUUCCUGUGGAAUUCGCAUCGCUAGUGUCUUACGGUUUAGCAUUUCUGUGUGCUCAGAGUGUAAAGCCUUGCUUACAUGUUUUUUUUUUCAUGUUGUUGAUUCUCCACCAUCAUGUUCGCUUUUGGGAAUGCAGGGUUAGACUAGUACAGUUGCUAAGAAACCAUAGACGAGGGUUGUUUCAUACGCCAAGAGGAGCUCUUAGUUGUCUUUUUAUGUUUUUUGCUAUAACGCACGUUACCCGUGUAGAGCAAAUGGCUAGCACAUGAUGGUCUCUUCUGAAUUGAGGGAUGACUCAAGUUUUCACUUGUUUCAUGUUUCAUAAUCAUUCAAAGAGUAUUCUGUUUUUUAGUUUUAUUGUUACAGCUGCUCACCUAUGUUUAAGUGUCUGAAGUGCCAAUUUUCAGUAACCAUUUUUUAAAAUAUUUGUUUUAUAUCAGCUUUACUUUUUAUUCCUGUCAUGCACCACAUGGCUUCCCUCACUGUUUGUUUUCGAUACAUGAAUCAUUUUAAAAUUUAAAGAAUGCAUUUUGAACAUUGUGACUAGACAUUUGAAUGUUAUACAGUUUGUCUUGCAUAUAUCUUUUUUUUUUUGUAAAGAAUGAUUGAUUCACAGAUAAAAUAAAUAAUUUAGUUAAAUAAGGCCUUUUUGACCGUCAUGAAAACUGUGCAAUUCUCAGAACUGUAAUUGUGGCUUAUUAGGGUGGAUUUUUUUUUUUUAAUAGAGAUUGACCAAAGUUUAAAACUGUCUUGUGCUCUUUACUCUCUUGAAGUUUCUUUUAAAGUGAUUUUAUGCACCGGACUCAAGAAAGCCAGGACUCGUGUUUGGUUCUUAAGGACUAAGUAAAGGUAGUUGAUUUAUUAAACUCAUUAUAAAUGAGCUUUAUUUUUUCUUGUACUAUAUGGUACUAUAUAUUCUUGUGAUUAUGUGCCCUUACUAAAAAAAACAAAAAAAACAUGCCAAGCACUACACAUAUCAAAUCAUGUCGAUAAUGUAAAUGUAUUUUUAGUACAGGAUGACAUGCUUUUCACCAUAAAUCUAUUUCGCUUCAUCCCAUCCCAGUUCCUGUUACAUUCCUAAUUAGAGUAUGUUGCCAUGUUGUCAAGCUUCUUUUCUGCCUUUUUUAGACCAGAAUGUGCCUUAAUGAGAACUGAGUAAUAAUAAUAAUCAUACAUGUGGUGAUUCGAGCUGAAAUCAAAACUGCAAUAGUGACUAUUUAUGAUUUUUUUUUUUCAAUAGCCCGUUUAUGUUCGGUGUCAUUUCUGACAACAUACUGUAUGUGCCACUAUGGUUUACUUAAUGCUGGUAAAUGUGUUUAUGAUGGUGAAGAAAAAAUGUAUUAAAAGUAUGUUUUUGGUCUUAAA
Messenger RNA from Clarias gariepinus (North African catfish), 8064 nucleotides. RefSeq names its product plexin b2a, tandem duplicate 1 (gene plxnb2a.1). The record is from RefSeq and is a predicted model, not a curated record. Gene Ontology annotation, biological process: positive regulation of axonogenesis; regulation of cell migration; regulation of GTPase activity. The coding region runs from base 682 to 6246 and encodes 1854 amino acids. Gene Ontology annotation, cellular component: semaphorin receptor complex. Gene Ontology annotation, molecular function: protein binding; semaphorin receptor activity. Lineage: Eukaryota; Metazoa; Chordata; Actinopteri; Siluriformes; Clariidae. The transcript is spliced from 37 exons.